AUGUACAGGCGCGGCCGCACGGUUAGACACGGCUGCGCGCGCAACGCGCCAGCGCCGGCCGCCGCCGGUCAUGUAGUGGUGGAUGUAAUGCGCAGGCGCGACGUAGACGGGAGCGGCCUUGACGUGCACGGGAGCGGCAGUGGGAGCGGAGUUGUGUACCACGGCGUUGAAGCCACUGUGGUCGUCGGCGGAGUACUCCACAGUCCUGACGGAGCCGUCGGCUUCGUGGAAGGAGUCGGCAACGCACUCGUAACUCCUCCGUUGCGAGUGUCCAUGGGCGGCGCUGAUUGCUUACCAUCAGUGGUGGAUGUAGUGCGCAGGCGCGACGUACACGGGAGCGGCCUUGACGUGCACGGGAGCGGCAGUGGGAGCGGAGUUGUGUACCACGGCGUUGAAGCCACUGUGGUCGUCGGCGGAGUACUCCACAGUCCUGACGGAGCCGUCGGCUUCGUGGAAGGAGUAAGAGCCCUUCACGACAUCACCGUCGCGGGACUCCUGCUGGGACUUGUUGUCACCGGUGUGGCCGUCAGCUACGGAGUAGUUGUACUCGUAUUUGGGCGAGACCGAGAGCCGUUCGUUACGGCAAUUAUAUUUUUUGGUACAUUAGUGAUGGUAGUACUUAAGGGCAGGGGCAGCCUUUACAAGCACGGGAGCAGCUUUGAUGUGGACUGGCGCGGCAGUGGGCGCGGUGUUGUGCACAACUGCGUUGAAACCGUUGUGGUCAUCAGCAGUGUAUUCUACAGUUCUGAUGGAGCCACCAGCUUCGUGGAAAGAUUUCGCAAGUUACUGAAUCUGAUAAAAUAA
Messenger RNA from Spodoptera exigua (beet armyworm), 804 nucleotides. NCBI's taxonomy places the organism in Eukaryota, Metazoa, Arthropoda, Insecta, Lepidoptera, Noctuidae. The record is from the annotation of a GenBank genome assembly.